AUGCUAGUUAUUGACUAUGACGGCUCUUCUGUGGGGAGUGCUCUCCUAGCUGCUGUUAAUGAAGCCAAUCGACCAAGGACCAACCCAACGUAUAUCAUCGUUACAGCUGAGAGUCACAAUGUACAGGAAGUUGAAAGAGCUGUUUUUGUGGGUAAAUAUUGGGGUGCAAUCUUUUCCACUGCCAAUGCCACAGCUCGACUUGACGCAGCGAUCCAAGGUGCCAAUUCUUCAGAGUAUGUGGCGGACGACGCCUAUGUCCUUGUUGGAAAUAGUGCUCGUUACACGGCCUUCUACUCCGAAAUCGUCACAGAAAACCUUGAGAGCGUGGCUGAUUCCGCCAAAACCUAUUACAUGCAACACAACAUCGCAUCCUUCCUUAGUGAAUCUCUCGUGAACGAAACCACACUUUCAUCCUUGCAAAUACAAACAAUUCUGAAUCCUGUUGGAUAUACAUCUAUUGAUACUAGCUACGGACCUUUUACAUUUGGCAAUCGUACUUUACUAAACACUCUUAUGAUCGUGGUCGUGGUCCUUUGUCAAUUCUUCUUCCUGAUGUCCCUCAAUGGCCUCAGCAUGGCUUUCGGACUCUUCAAGGGUGUCUCUCGAAUGAACUACUUCAAAACACGACUCCCAAUAUCAACUGCAUGGGCUAUCUUUGCGGGUCUUUUUGUAACAUCCUGGCAAAUGACAUUCAAAGAAUCAUAUCCCAUAAACGCCCAAUUAUUCUUCUCCUUAUGGACACUAUACACCGUCUUCUCAGUCAUUAUUUUCGACGUUCUCGAUAUCGUUACGGCAUUUGUACCUGCUCAAUACAUCCCAUUUUGCAUGUUUACCUGGAUGAUUACAAACGUGACAAGUGCGGGCUCACCACCAGAGCUAUCUAAUGUAUUCUUCCGCGUCAGUUACUUCUUUCCUGCACGCGCUAUGUGGUUUGCGGAACAGCAUAUAUGGUCUCAGGGUGGCGCAUAUGACUUAUCACUUAGCCUACCCAUACUGGCAGCGUGGUUAGUCGUUGCUAAGGUUGGGACUUUGUUCACCGUGGAUCCUAGAAGGAAAGCAGCCGCAGCUGGGGCGCCUCGUGGCAAGAGAUGA
Molecule: messenger RNA, 1092 nt
Organism: Penicillium malachiteum
Lineage: Eukaryota; Fungi; Ascomycota; Eurotiomycetes; Eurotiales; Aspergillaceae
Exons: 4
Coding region: 1-1092 (363 amino acids)
Cellular component (GO): membrane
Source: RefSeq, a predicted model, not a curated record